AUGGUCUGCGGCUUCGGAAAAAGUCUUCCUCAACCAACAUUCACCUUUGGUCACGUGUACACUGUCUAUCCUUUUAUCUAUCAAAAUAAGGAGAGAAGCGUUGAGCUUUUUGUCUAUAUUACGGCAAAAGCAUCUUCUGGUGACUCAGGUGCGGGUUGCUUUGGUACAGAUGGAUUAAUGGCUAUGAAUCCUGGUAUGACAAGGAUGCCUUCGAAAUAUCACCAGGAAGCUAUAUCCGAAGCAGCUAUAUAUGCUCCGAAUAACUAUAUGAUUCCAGUCUAUAGAUUCCUUGAAGAAAUAGGGAAGUUGGAAUCCAGAAAACCGCCAAAACGUUUGUUGAGUAUAGGAUUUAUAUAA
Molecule: messenger RNA, 357 nt
Organism: Auanema sp. JU1783
Lineage: Eukaryota; Metazoa; Nematoda; Chromadorea; Rhabditida; Rhabditidae
Source: the annotation of a GenBank genome assembly